AUGGAGUUCUUCUUUCAGUUAAAGGAUUUGUUCUUUAAGAAACUUCUUCUUCUUCAACAAUGGCGGCUUGAUUUGAUUUUUGCUCUCUCUCAUGUAUCAAACUCGUUUCAUCUACGUAGCAUCGAGAUUCCAAAACCUCCACCUUUAAGACCUUAUGGACAUGAAACUUUGGUUUCUUUACAAAACACGAGACCUCCACCUUCAAGACCUUAUGGACAUGAAACUUUGUUUGCAGAGAUCUCCACCUCUAAGACCUUAUGA
Molecule: messenger RNA, 261 nt
Organism: Arabidopsis thaliana (thale cress)
Lineage: Eukaryota; Viridiplantae; Streptophyta; Magnoliopsida; Brassicales; Brassicaceae
Exons: 5
Coding region: 1-261 (86 amino acids)
Source: RefSeq, marked reviewed